AUGCGUAUAUUUCAAAAUGAAGAUAUUGUAACCACUAAAAAUUGCUUAAUCAUUUGUUGGCAAAUUUGGAAAGCUCGAAACAAUGUUAUUUUCCGAUCUGUCAACUUUGCUCCUGCUGAUUUUGUUCAUGCUUCUGCUGCGGUUGGCGCUUCUUAUAGAGCUUUCAACCUUGCCACUGAAAGAAGCCCUAGGAACUAUCCAGACUUGAUCAAGUGGCACCCUCCUCCUAAUGGGGUGGUGAAACUUAAUUUUGAUGGCUCGGUGUCAUCUAAUGAUGGUGGUGCGGCUAGUUUCGUCAUCAGAGAUCACAACGGCAUUCUUGUUGCUGGUUCUAGGAAUCUUGGAAAUGUCUCUGUCCCUGUUGCAGAAUCCGCUGCCCUCAAGGAUGGUCUGCAAGCUGUUAAACGCUUUAAUUACUUAAAGAUUCAGAUGGAAGGAGAUGCGGCCCUAAUUAUCAACUAUGUUCAAGGAAAGUGUGACAUCCCAUGGCGCAUCAUAUCUUUUAUCAAAGAGAUUGCCCACCUUUCUGACAGCUUCGAAAGCAUUGCUUUUGCCCACAUCUACAGGGAGGCCAACUUCUUAGCUGAUGUUGUUGCUUCUUGUGGACAUGGACUCUCUAAUCCGAAGAUGUGGCUGAAUAGACUCUCUAGUUCUUAUUUGUCAGCUUAUCGGUUGAAUUCUAUUAGUUUAAGGCACCCCAAGAGGUGUUUCGUUGUAAUUUUCUUUUACAAGAACAGAGAGAUAUAUGGCUUGAGUACUGGAAGAAAGUAG
Fragaria vesca subsp. vesca is the source of this 771-nucleotide messenger RNA. Its product is annotated as putative ribonuclease H protein At1g65750-like. The record is from RefSeq and is a predicted model, not a curated record. Lineage: Eukaryota; Viridiplantae; Streptophyta; Magnoliopsida; Rosales; Rosaceae. Bases 1 to 771 code for a protein of 256 amino acids. The transcript has a single exon.